CUCAGUGGGAAUUUCAUUACAAUAAACGUUGACGCAACAAGCUCCGUUAAAUCAAUUUUAUCGGAAAAUCAUAAAAUAUGUGGGGCGGACCUCUCCUUGUCAGUAAUGUUGUUGGUAAUUUUGUGCCAAAUUAUCCUCGUAUCUUUUAAGGAAGUACUCCUUUAUGCUAAAUGACAAUACCACUGGGAAAUGGCACCCAAGGGCACCACUGCAUUCUACUCUAUUUUUAAAACGUGAAUCCUAUGAUAACGGACCUGGAAUACUUGGAGAUCAUUGGCUUGUGCAGAAAGCGUGUUGUGUUAUUCUAAUGUGUCAUCUGACCCUGUUGUGUAUUUUUGCUUAGGUCGGCUGUAAAGGAAGAUUGCUGUCUGCACCUUCCAGUAAGAAUGGCUAGACGUGUCAGCAUGGGACUCCUGUGGUUCACCUUCACUGCCUUGAUGGUUGCCGUGUCGGCAGAUUCCUCUUCCUGGCAUGUGGUGAACACGAAGUAUGGUCCCGUCAGAGGAAGGCGAUUCCCGGCGCCGAAAUACGGGAUGAAGUCCGUAACUCGUUACCUGGGGAUCCCGUAUGCCAAACCGCCGGUUGACAGCUUACGCUUCAGGCCACCGCAGACUCCCGAACCCUGGGUAGAGAUGCGAGAGUUUGACAGACCGGGGCCAUCGUGCCCUCAGAUUGUCGCUGCAAAUAACGACACUUUAACCUUUGCUUUCGCGCAGAGGAACAUAUUACAGCCAUACAUCGUGACUAUGGAUGAGGACUGUCUAUAUCUCAAUAUCUACAGCCCUGUAAUAUCAGGGCCUCCCGAUCCAAAUGAGAGGUACCCUCUCGCAGUAAUGGUGUUCAUCCACGGCGGCGGCUACACGACCGGAACCGGAAAUGCUUACGACGGGACCGUUCUGGCCAGCCACGGCCUGGUGGUAGUGGUCACUAUCAACUACAGACUGGGGAUUUUCGGAUUUCUCAGCACUGGUGACAAAACUGCACCUGGAAAUUAUGGACUUCUCGACCAGAUAGCAGCCUUGCGCUGGAUCAACGAAAAUAUAGGAAACUUUGGCGGCGAUCCCUCCAGGGUGACUCUCUUCGGGAUCGGUGCAGGGGCAGCGUCGGUCAAUCUAUUGACAUUAUCCCCACUUGCAGCAGGUCUCUUCCGGAGAGUCAUCCUUCACAGCGGGUCUGCCCUCUCGACGUGGUCGAUGGCAAGCGAUCCCCUCAGGUUAGUCACAACCGUGGCAGAGAAAUUGGACUGCUGCCGCGUGGAUGUUGCUCAGACAGUGCAGUGUCUGCGGAACAAAUCAUACCCAAAAUUACUGCUCACAGACAUCGACUCGAGGUCGUCGCACUUCUAUACUAUCUUCGGCCCGGUUGUUGAUGGCCACGUCAUCCCAGAUGAACCGAGACGGCUACUGGAGGGGGACCUGUUCCGAAGCUACGAUUUCAUGGUUGGGAUCGCUGAAGAUGAAGGGUAUACGUACGUCGAAAAUAUGUCAGAUAUUGAAUAUGGUAUAUCCGAAAAUGGGUACAGAACUGUCGUAAAUGAUUUUGUCAACCAGUUGUUCCCGUAUCGGGAAAAUGAGAUAACGGACGCGAUACUGUUCCUGUAUACCAACUGGGGGAACAACACCAACAGAACGCGCAGGGGCGGCCUCGUGCGGCUUUUCACUGAACAGCAGGUGGCUGUGCCUUUAGUUGAAGUUGCUAAUCUACAUUCCGUUCGCAACUCGGAGAGUUCCACCUACAUGUUCGCGUUUAACUACCGGACGAACCAUAGCCCCUAUCCGAACUGGGUCGGGGCGUGCCACGGGGAGGAGCUUCCAUUGAUAUUCGGCGCGUCCAUUGCUGCUAUGGGGAUGUACGGCCAUCUGAAUUUUACCAAGGGAGAGUCCAUGUUAAGCGGUGCAGUUAUGACCUACUGGAGUAACUUUGCCAAAAGUGGUGAUCCUAACAAGCCUCAGGCCCAGAAAACCAGAUUCAUCCACCAAAGACCAAACAUAUACGAGAACAUAGAAUGGAAGAGAUACAGCAUCGAAAACUGUCCGACUUGUGCAGAGAACUAUCUCCAUCUAGGACUGAGACCUCGUCUUGCGCAGGGCUUCCGGUCUCAACGAGUCGCGUUUUGGAUAGACUUGGUGCCGAAGCUGCUCUAUCCACAAGCUGUACCGAGCAACAACUACCUUUAUCCGGAUCUAGAGACGCACGGUUUGUGUGAGACUCUCGACAUUCACCAGCCUGGAAGUGGUGUCAGCAUCGCUAAUCCAGACCAAGGAGUAAAAACAACCACUGUUAGAAAAGGAACGAAAUGUGUGACUUUACCGACUCAAGCUGCUCCAACUCUUAGUAUAGACAAUACACCCAUACCAAAUGAGGAUGACUGGCGGGAUCCACGUGAAAGCAAAAAGGAUACGGGUAACAUAUACCCACAACUCAGCAUCGUCAUAGCUAUUGGAACUGCGUUGCUCGUGGUCAACAUCACAGUCUUCAUCAUCUGUUUUAGUAGAGGGAAGGACCAAGACUCUGGGAGCCUAGAAAAUGGACAUACUAGGAAAAGAGUACGACAUUCUAUUGAUGAUGACCAUAGCUCCAUCAAAUCUAACCAACUUUCCGACCAUGACAGUAGAGAGAGAGAUAGAAUUCACAAAACAGAGAUGAUUGAACUGAAAGAGCAACGUAGCUCAAAGCAUUCCCAGUCGGAUCCCAUCGAAGGUUUGGACAGUAAAACUCUUGUACAUCUAUGACAUGUAUUACAGAUGUGUGUGAGGGUGGGCAUGUAUGAGCGAUGUGUGUGGGAGUGGGCGAUAUGAUAUACUGCUUAAUAAAAUACGAGCUAUCCAAGCGCAGAAAAC
Messenger RNA from Branchiostoma floridae (Florida lancelet), 2840 nucleotides. Its product is annotated as neuroligin-4, X-linked-like. The transcript is spliced from 5 exons. The coding region runs from base 387 to 2732 and encodes 781 amino acids. Gene Ontology annotation, biological process: presynaptic membrane assembly; modulation of chemical synaptic transmission; neuron cell-cell adhesion. Gene Ontology annotation, molecular function: signaling receptor activity; neurexin family protein binding. Gene Ontology annotation, cellular component: synapse; cell surface. NCBI's taxonomy places the organism in Eukaryota, Metazoa, Chordata, Leptocardii, Amphioxiformes, Branchiostomatidae. The record is from RefSeq and is a predicted model, not a curated record.